AUGUCUGGCUCGUUUGACAACAGCGACUUGCGCCAGGCUGGCACGGCGGCCAAGCGAGUUCACGACCACAAAGCCAAAUGGGUCCAUGGCGGUCGAUCCGCCCGCCCCGGCCAUGCCCUUCUUGACGACGUCCUCCCGAUGACCCGUCCCGCGAAGCAGCAGUCAACAUCGUGGAACCGACGGCAGCGAGUGCGCGAUGCCCAGCACAACUCCACCCUUGCAAAGGUCGAUUUGCGACACGAUGUACGCGAGGCUCUCGAUGAGGGUACUUCCGACUCGUCCGGCGUAGAGGAUCACGGCGAUCUCGCAGUCGCAACGACCAUGCCCGAAGUGUUCCACGCAGAAGGCCCGGUUGACCUGUACGAGGUGACGGGACAGACGCUCUUCAACGACGUCGUUGACAAGGCAGUCGAGAAGUUCGAAGUAAAGGAGACGGAGAAGCUGGUCAAGGAGUACGAGUUCAUCACCCGCGAGAGCGAGGUGUCCAUCGGCUACCUUGCCGACGAGGACGACUUUGAGCUCGUUGACCAUGUGAAGCUUUAA
This is a messenger RNA of Aspergillus mulundensis, 543 nucleotides long. RefSeq lists its product as uncharacterized. Lineage: Eukaryota; Fungi; Ascomycota; Eurotiomycetes; Eurotiales; Aspergillaceae. The coding region runs from base 1 to 543 and encodes 180 amino acids. The record is from RefSeq and is a predicted model, not a curated record. The transcript is spliced from 2 exons.